AUGAAAAGUCAGACAAACACCAGUAAUUUAGUAAAACGUUUCCUACAAAUCUACUCACAGUAUAACAAUAAUGCUGAUAUUGCUGAAAAUGAAUCGACAACUGCGAAAAGUAUUCAACUCAUGGAGCAACAGCAGUACGAUGACAACCAACCAACAAAUAUUUCUUUACAGAUGAAUUCAUUCACGGUAAAUGAUCCUGAAUCUGAUCAUCCUCAUCAUGAAGACCAUAGUUUGGAAUGUUUAUGCCUCAAUUGUAGAUACAUGCGAAAUAAAAAUUCACGUGCAAAGUCCGCGUGUACUAUACGUUCCCAAGAUCCUAUUUUGUAUAAUCUAUUUGGACCAAAAUCGAAAUCUUCACCAUAUCCAAUACCCUAUGAUACAUUAUCCGAUUCAGGUAUAACUAGACUAAAACGCAAUAUUCCUAUGGAUAAUGUUUGGGCAUGGGAUACACGAUAUAUUGGCUACCAGCGUCCUGAAUCUCCAUGGUUGCCUAGUGGUAAACUGUCUCAUUUAUAUUUGAAAAAAGCAAAAUAUUAUGAUUUACAGUAUGCACCAGAUGGUAUACAGAAAUCUCCAUUGCGUAAAGAUAUUAUGAAAAUGUUGAAAUCUCCACGUUAUACUGUCAUAGAUAAAUAUACUAAACUUGUUGAUAAUAACUGGCUAUUUGAACCAAGAGAACUCAUAAAUGAAUGUUUUCCAGAUGAUAUAUGUAUGCCUCACUGCUUUCUAACAGAUUGUAAAAAGUUAACGGAGACACCGUUAAGUAAAACAACUCCAUCUUCAUCGAAUAAGCUGUCACCUUCAUUUGUUUCCCUAUCGCCUAGACUAAAAGUCACUGCUGAUGUAUUAUCAGACAAUGAAAAAAAUCUAACAGAAUCAAGUACACAGAUUGAACCGACAUUUUCUACAUCAACAUCAGGUGAUCUGUCAACAAUUAAAAGAAGAGCAAAAUUUAUUCUCCCGGUAUUGAAUCCGCCACCAAUAUUAUCAAAAGAAAAAUCCGUUCAUUUAAUGCAUAGACAAUGCUGUCAGCGUGUUAUUGCCUUUAAUGAUGCUGAUGGAAUAUUUUAUCCAGGUUUGGUGCAGAGAUAUCUAUCUUCAAAAUUAUGCGUUAUACGUUUUCGUAAAAAUGGAGUAUUAGCUGAAGUACCAACUGCAUUAACUCUUCCUGUUGUUGAUAUGUCACACAAUCAAGCUCUUAUUGAUGGGGAUACAGUUCUGGUUCGUGUGAAAAAUAUGAAUUCCCUAUGUGAAUGUUGGGUACCGGGUAGAGUACAAGGUGGUUUUCUUGGAUAUCCUGAUCCACGUUAUCCAUUGCGUCAUAGAUAUGAAGUUGUUUUAUUUAGUGGAGCAAAGCAUGUGUUUAGACGCCGUGAUAUAUUGAAGAUAAAUCCUGAUUUCCAUGCAAGUAUUAUCAAAUAUAUUACAUUUAAACAAAGCGGAACAGCAGAUUCCUUGCCUAUUACUGAAACACAAGAAAUAAAAAUGAGUCUGAAAAGCAAACUUCCUCAAAAAAGAAAACAACAACUUGCUCCUUCGAAAAUUAGCAAACUGCCAAUUGAUUCAACGAAAAUUCAAAAAAUAGAAGAAACACGUCGUCCUAAAGAUCUACCUUCAGUUGAUAAAGAACUACCUCGUCUGACGUAUACACCAAAACAAAAGCCCAAGGAUAUGAAACCAAUCUUACCUAAAAAGCUACCUGAACCGACAGAUAGUAGGAUUAAACAAUUUCAUAGGACAAUACCAUCAGUUAGUUUCACACCAAAUAUUAGUAAACCAUCUAAUAUUGGUGUUAAACCGCCAGUUUCAACAUCACCAAAGAUAUCAGUUAAGCCAACCCCACGUCAAGUAGUAGUUACGCCAAGAGAAAUUGAUAAAAAUAAAGUGAUGUCAACUCCAUUUGCCAAGCCGACAGGAAAAAGUCAAAUUAAGCCCAAAUCAACUUUGAAAUCAACACCACAAUAUACGCGUGAAACUAAAAUGAAACAAGGUGAUCAUACUAAAAUCAGUGGAACUGUUCAAGCAAGACAAUAUCUCAGAGAUAAAGACGCAAAAUUCGCUACUGCUUCAAAAAUAAAUGAAAUAUCGAGAGAAACUUUAUCUGAUUUAAAAUCCCCCAUCUCAAGUACACCAGAAACAGUUAUAAUACAAACUGCUGAUGCAUCAAAACUCACAGAGCAUACUCUUAAAAUUGAUUUGGAGGCUAAUGAAUCACUCAUACCAAUAAGCGAUUCUAAUAUGGAGCGAACAAUAAUACCCACAGAAGAAGAUGGUUCACCUUUGGAAGACAGAUAUGAUACUCACCUACCUGAGAUAAGUAUUGCUACAGUUGAAAAAACAAUAGAUAAUAAAAAUCUUGUAAAACAACUGUACGAUGAACAAAUAGCCGAGCCUAUAGAACAAGCAGAACAGUUAGAAGGUUCUGUAUCACCUGUAAUAAGUGAUAGUCAACAUGAUGUUUCAAGACAAACUGUUGAAUAUACAACCCUGGACUCUGAUAUUAAUCAACAGUUAACAAAGGUAUCAGAUGAAGAAAAUAUUGAAGUAGCCUAUGCUGGCCAGGAUUUACAAGAGUAUGAAGUAGGAUCAGGUGAAGAAAAAGUUAAAGUAGUCGACCAUGAGAGAGAUCUACAAGAUUAUCAAAUAGAAAUUAUAGAUAAGAAAGCCUCAACAUUUAAAACAUUUUCAACAUCCGAUGCUAGUGAUAAAGCAUCUGAAAAAACAGUGAGUGGUUAUGAUAAUGGUGUUGGUGUUGUUCUUGUCGACAAUGAAGUCAAAAAGGCUGAUGACGAUUACCGCAUCAAUGUAGAUUCGACAAUAUUAAGUCCUGAAAGCAGUAAACGAAGUACCCCAUUAACACCAGUAUUAGGAGCGACACCUAAACAUGAGGAAGUCGAUGAAGGUGAUCAGUUGGCUAAAGGAGUUUACAGUGAAAAUCAAUUACCACAAAUGUCACCAUUUAAAGAACAUUCAUUAAGAUCAUUUGUACUAACAACUGUGAGUACAUCGCCUGAUAUAACUACCGAGCAUGAAGGUAAAUCAUUGUUCACUCCUUUAGAAGGGGAUAAGAGUCAAUAUGGAUUAAAUGUCAUUGCAGGCAGUAGUCAACCUACUGAUUUACCUACAUCUGGUCCUACUACUCAGAGUAAAGAAGAUUAUAAUUUAACUGAUGAAUAUACUCAUUUGAAGCAUAUCAGCCCUACUGAAAGUGUUGAACAAAGUCGUGUAAAACCCAGUGGUACAGGUAUAACAACAACAACAACAGCAACCGAUCAGCCAAGUCUUAUAAAAAUCAGUCCAAGUUCUAUAACAAAAUCGGAAUUACCCGAAAAAUCAAAAUUAAUACUUGAUAGUUUAACCUUGAGUAUAAGAUCAAAUAUUACAUUGACAGAUGAAUUAAGCAAAAGUACAAGUUGUUUAACAUCCAAACAAUUAUUUAAUAUCCCACUGACAGAUUUUCGUUUAUCACAUCAAUCAUAUGCUGAACCGAAUAGUGAGCCAAUAGUUAUACGUAUUAAACACACUAUACAUUCUAAAUCAAGUUUAUAUACACCAAGAAUUGAAAAUUUUAAAUGUCAGAAACGUGUUUUAACUUCAUUUAGAUCAACGCCUAAUCUAUUGCUUAAAAGAGAUGUUACAUGGAAUACAAAAAAUACUGAUAACUGUACAAUACAUUACUUACCUUCACCGGAGUCACGACAAAAAUCGGAGUGUAUUUCAGCCUCUACAUCAUUGGACACAUUAAAGUCAUACUACUCACAAAAUGAUCUUUGUUUAACUGAUCCAAUGAAGUUGACUAUUCAUCGCCAUUUGAAUGUAAAAACGCCACCAUUAAAAAAAUAUGAAAAGGUCUCUGAUGAUAAAUACACGUCAGCAUAUGAACAGCCAAUGCCAGGUUACUCAAACUCACCUAGCCCAGUAUGUGAAACCAGUAGUACAGCAAUAAUCGCUGUUAACAGUCAUGUAACUCAUUCUGAUUUUGAUAUUUCUAGUCGAGUGAAUUCCCAGUUGUCAAUAUCACCUAAAAAUGUUGCUGAUUCUAAUGUCAGUGGAAGUUUCUGUCCACAAUCAAUCGAUUCUGUACAGUGUAAUGAUAUUUUAGAAUCAGCUUUAUUCAAUAAUGACAAAAUGGAUAAUGAACGCUUUAUUACCUACUCUCUGAAUAAUAAUGAACUAUCAGCAGUGGGGAGAUUAAAUACUUCGAACAAUUUUAUUCAAUUUAAACAAAAUAAUACUGAAAAUUUAAUAAAGAAUAUUGAACUAAAUGACGAGUAUACAUAUGUGCCGAUGGAUAGUCAAGAUUUGGACAUAGGGCAACUAAUCGAGUCUUCAAAUGAAUUAUUAUGCCAAAACAGAUCAUCUGAUACUUCGUGUGAAAGAAUAAUUUGGGAAAAUUCAGCAGAAUUAACAGGGAAAGAAUCUGUAAAAUAUAUGGGACCGAACAAUACUCCAUUUUCUUAUUCUUCAUCUUCUCUAGAUAUUCAUAUAGAUAAUAAACAGGACAAUGUAGAUAACGACACCUCGGUGCUGUUCAAUGAUUGGCAUAAAGAAUCAGCUACCACCACUAUGUAUAAAUGUCACAAUUUCAGUAGAAAUAAGUUAUUUAGACAGUCUUCACCUGCAUAUUACUUUAAUACAUCGCCUGAAAGACCAGUCACAAUGGAAACGCCAGAUAUUGAUUUUAUUAAUUCCUCGAAAAGUGAUUUAAGCAGGAAUUCACAGUCUGGAAUAAAGUUUUCAGAGGUUUUAUUUGAAAUACCUCAGGAUAUUAACAACGGCAGUAAAUUUAAAAAAUACGAACUUGACGGAAUAUCACAAAAGUGUUUAAGUAAGCAGCGAAAUACAAAUUAUUUUCUUCUGUAUACAGAUAACCAUGUACACCAACCUAAUUUAGAAACAACAAUACAUCUGAAACAGGCAUGA
This is a messenger RNA of Trichobilharzia szidati, 4923 nucleotides long. NCBI's taxonomy places the organism in Eukaryota, Metazoa, Platyhelminthes, Trematoda, Strigeidida, Schistosomatidae. The record is from the annotation of a GenBank genome assembly.